AUGAUAAAUAUUACAUCAAUCGGGGGUGGGGCACCGCGCCUGCGCGGCGUGCGGGGGUGGCGGCCAGUGCGACUCCGGCCGCCGCCCUCCGCACUCGCUUUCGCGGUACAAACCGGCGGCCACUCGUUCGCCGAAAGCUCCGACACGCAUCACGUCGCUCGAGUUGUGUCACGCUGUCUGAGUCUUGUCACGUCUCACCUCCGCGACCUAUCGCGUUGCUACGCCCGCUCCUUCAUCCACAUAUUCUAA
Parnassius apollo (apollo) is the source of this 249-nucleotide messenger RNA. The record is from the annotation of a GenBank genome assembly. NCBI's taxonomy places the organism in Eukaryota, Metazoa, Arthropoda, Insecta, Lepidoptera, Papilionidae.